Mangifera indica (mango) is the source of this 1134-nucleotide messenger RNA. RefSeq names its product ER membrane protein complex subunit 10-like. The transcript is spliced from 8 exons. The record is from RefSeq and is a predicted model, not a curated record. The coding region runs from base 33 to 938 and encodes 301 amino acids. Lineage: Eukaryota; Viridiplantae; Streptophyta; Magnoliopsida; Sapindales; Anacardiaceae.
CUCUUAAACGAAGCUAAUAAAAGAGCAAAACAAUGACGAAGCUCUCUCUCUUGGCCUUUUUCUUAACUCUUUUGUUCCUUUCUUCUUCGGCUUUCGAAUCCGACGAGCUUCUCGUCGAUGACGAGGAGUUCGGCAUUGAAGGCGGGGCCCAGCCCGUCCAGCCUCAGGUCGCCAAGCCCCAAGAGCCGGCCGCCACUCGAUUCACUACCACCGCGACCAGGAAACGAUUUUCCGAUUCGGAUUCGGACUCCAAGAUCCAAUUCUCCCUUGAACAUGCUCUUGGUGACUCCGAUUUCGCACCUGCUGGUACUUUCUCUGCUCGCCUCAAGACUUCCAGCCACGGUGGCCAGACUCUAACAAAGCUGCGGUUUUCAAGAAAUCAGUUUUCAGAAGUGGAGAAGGAGAAAUUUGAAAAGCUAUUGCAAGAUGAUGACUUCUAUAGGAUAAGAUUACCAUCCAAUGCUUUGAGCCCUCCUGGUAGGGAUUACAUUAUUUCUUCUGUGAAGGCGAGAUGUCUUCCACGGGAAGGUUUGGAUGAGCUUUUCGUUAUACACAUGGAAGGUGUUAAUAUCUUGGCUGUUAAUUAUGGUUCCUUUGGGGCUUGCUCAUAUCCUCGUCAGUUGAAACUUCCUGCAAAGUGGUCUUUUAGCUCACACACAGUACUGAAGAAUGCUGAGCAGGCGCCAAGAGCUCCAAUAUUCACUGAAGAUAUACUUGGUGGGGAGAAUGCAGAGGGUGAAGUUCUGCCGCCACCUGAAAGGUCUUUCUGGGCCAAAUAUUGGAUGUACUUGAUUCCUCUUGGACUCAUAGUCAUGAAUGCUGUGACGCAAGCCAUGAAUAUGCCUGAAGAACAGGCUGCAGGUCAGUCAGGUGGCCAAGGACAGCAGCCAGCAGCUGCUGUUCCACGUGGGCCAAAUUCUGCCGUAAGAAGAAGAUAAGUUUGUUCACAUGUAUUAUUUCUGAUAUAACCGAUUGUUAGCCUGGGGGUAUGAAUGACCAAUAGAUGGGAUUAUAGUUUCAUUCAUGUGUUCUACAUGGCCUAGCGUUUUAUCACAUUUUCAAACAAAAUCGAAUGCCAUUAGCAAUUGUGUUCAAAACUUUCUCAAGAGCAAAGCUUUGGAAAAAUUUGCAGAA